This is a messenger RNA of Penicillium brasilianum, 3440 nucleotides long. The record is from the annotation of a GenBank genome assembly. NCBI's taxonomy places the organism in Eukaryota, Fungi, Ascomycota, Eurotiomycetes, Eurotiales, Aspergillaceae.
AAAAUGUCUCGUUCGUCGACAUUUUUGGCGGUGGGGUAGGUGUUUGGUUCCUCGAGCUUGGCCGCGAUGAACAGUUCAAAAGGCGGACUUCCAGAAAAGCGGCCGGCUUAGUCAUCCACACAGAGGGACCGGACGGGGCAAAGGGACAGGUUGAUGCUCCCACUCCCCCCAUUUGCGCAUCUCAAAACCAACACGCCCAUGAUUUUCUGGCCGGCGAGGGGUGUUGGACUACUUUAAUUGCGCGUUUCUGACAUUGGUCUGAAACUCCUAAUCCUGGGAGACCCGUUCCUCUGCUCCCUUCGACCCCGGCCGUCGCCUCAAUCCCACAACCAUGGCGUCCUUCCUCGAAAAUGCGUACAGUCUGGUCCAUUUGGACAACACGGCGGACCAGCCGAGCCUGCAGGAGCUGAAACUCCAGCUGGAGAAGGGCAAUGACGAGACUAAGAUGGAGACAAUGCGGACAAUUAUCACGAUCAUGCUCAACGGCGACCCCAUGCCCCAGCUGCUGAUGCACAUCAUUCGUUUCGUUAUGCCUGCGAAGAGCAAGUCUUUGAAGAAGUUGUUGUAUUUCUACUAUGAGAUUUGCCCGAAGCUCGAUUCGAAUGGUAAGCUGAAGCAGGAGAUGAUAUUGGUCUGCAACGGCAUCCGCAACGACUUGCAGCACCCCAAUGAAUACGUCCGAGGAAACACUCUCCGCUUCCUGUGCAAGCUGCGCGAACCCGAACUCAUCGAACCCCUCCUUUCCUCGGCCCGCUCGUGCCUGGAACACCGCCACGCCUACGUGCGCAAGAACGCCGCCUGGGCAGUUGCUUCCAUCUUCCAGCACUCCGAAGCUCUCAUCCCAGAUGCGCCCGAGCUGCUUCUGACCUUCCUCGAAUCGGAGACGGAUGGCACUUGCAAGCGCAAUGCCUUCGCCGCCCUCAUGUCUAUUAGCCACGAGAAGGCCCUCGAGUACCUUGGUACAACUUUCGAUACUAUUCCUAACACCGAUGAGCUUCUUCAGCUGGCUGAGCUUGAGUUCUUGCGCAAGGAUGCUGUUCAGAACACCCAGAACAAGUCACGAUACUUGAAACUCAUGCUUGAGCUCCUCGAUGCUCCCACCAGUACCGUCGUUUACGAAGCCGCCACCUCUCUUACAGCCCUGACCAGCAACCCCGUCGCCGUGAAGGCCGCCGCCGGCAAGUUGAUUGAGCUUGCGAUCCGUGAGGCGGACAACAAUGUCAAGCUCAUUGUGUUGGAUCGUGUUGAUCAGCUCCGGAUGCGCAAUGAAGGUGUUUUGGAUGACCUGACCAUGGAAAUUCUGCGAGUCCUCACAAGCCCCGAUAUCGAUGUCCGCCGGAAGGCUCUCGGCAUCGCCCUGGAGAUGGUUUCAAGCAAGAACGUUGAAGAGAUUGUCAUGUUACUGAAGAAGGAACUCGCCAAGACCGUUAACGAGCAGUAUGAGCAGAAUAGCGAAUACCGUCAACUCCUCGUGCAGUCAAUACACAACUGUGCCAUCAAGUUCUCAGAAAUCGCCGCUAGUGUCGUCGAUCUCCUGAUGGACUUCAUUGCUGACUUCAACAACAACUCGGCUGUGGAUGUUAUCUCGUUCGUCAAGGAGGUCGUUGAGAAGUUCCCCGACCUGCGUGGAUCUAUUGUCGACCGUUUGGUGUCCACUCUGAGCGAGGUCCGCGCUGGGAAGGUGUACCGUGGUGUUCUUUGGGUUGUUGGAGAAUACUCUCUGGAGGAGAGUGAUAUUCGGGAAGCUUGGAAGAAGAUCCGCGCCAGUCUCGGUGAAAUCCCCAUCCUGGCCUCCGAGCAGCGACUACUUGAUGAGGUCCCCGAUGACAGUGCGGUUUUGCAAGAACAGGCCAAUGGCCACACCAAGGCCGCUCCUACCGGAUCUCGUAAGGUUUUAGCUGAUGGCACAUAUGCUACCGAGAGCGCUCUCACCAGCCAGUCUGCCGCUGCCGCUCGCCUUGAGGCUGUCAAGGCCGCUCAGAAGCCCCCUCUUCGUCAACUCAUCCUGGACGGUGACUACUACCUGGCCACCGUUCUGUCUUCCACUCUGACCAAGCUGGUUAUGCGCCACUCCGAGGUCUCCCAAGAUGCUGCCCGCACCAAUGCUCUCCGUGCCGAGGCCAUGCUUAUCAUGAUUUCCAUCUUGCGAGUGGGCCAGUCACACUUUGUCAAGGCUCCGAUCGACGAGGACUCUGUCGACCGUAUCAUGACCUGCGUCCGCUCUCUUGCUGAGUUCUCUGAAAAGAAGGAGCUCGAGACUACUUUCCUUGAGGACACCCGCAAAGCAUUCCGUGCCAUGGUCCAGGUUGAGGACAAGAAGCGGGCCGCAAAGGAAGCUGUGGAGAAGGCCAAGAGUGCAGUGCAGAUCGACGACGCCAUUCCCAUCCGUCAGUUCACCAAGAAGAACAGUGUGGAGGGUGCUGAAGAGAUCGAGAUGGAUCUAGCCAAGGCCACUGGCGGUGAUGCUGUCACAGAGAACGUUUCUUCGAAGCUGAGCCGUGUUGUGCAGUUGACUGGUUUCUCCGACUCUGUCUACGCCGAGGCCUACGUUACCGUUCACCAGUUCGAUAUCGUCCUGGAUGUGCUCUUGGUCAACCAGACCGCCGAAACUCUGCAGAACCUGUCCGUCGAGUUUGCCACUCUCGGUGAUCUCAAGGUCGUUGAGCGGCCAUCUACGCAUAACUUGGGCCCCCGCGACUUCCUGAACGUCCAAGCGACCGUCAAGGUUUCCUCCACCGACACCGGUGUUAUCUUUGGUAACAUUGUCUACGACGGUGCCAGCUCCACCGAAACCCACGUGGUCAUUCUUAACGAUAUCCAUGCCGACAUUAUGGACUACAUCCAACCCGCCCACUGUACCGAGACUCAGUUCCGAACCAUGUGGACCGAGUUUGAGUGGGAGAACAAGGUCAACAUCAACUCCAAGGCCAAGACUCUGCGUGAGUUCCUGAAGCAGCUGAUGGAGAGCACCAAUAUGGCCUGCUUGACGCCGGAAGCAUCGCUUAAGGGUGAUUGUCGCUUCCUGAGCGCCAACCUCUAUGCACGAAGUGUAUUCGGCGAGGAUGCUUUGGCCAACCUGAGCAUUGAAAAGGAGGGCGACGACGGGCCUAUCACUGGUUUCGUUCGUAUCCGCAGUCGCUCGCAGGGUCUAGCGUUGAGCCUCGGCUCCCUGAAGGGCCUCAAGGCGGCGGCGGCAUGAGUAGAUUUUGUUUCUUUUUUCCAGCGGGCUACAGUCUAUAUGAUGUCUCCUUUUUUACCUUAUUUCUUUUCUCUCCCCAGACAAAGUUUGUGUUUUAUUUUUUAUGUUAUCAUUUCUAUCAUGUAUUGAGACCGGGGAGUAGUGAAAUAGAUAAUGGUCUUGGCUACACAAGUCACUGUACAGUAUGAAGGGGCUAAAUUGUUUCACGUAGGGAACGAGAGAUGUACAAAGAAGUAUUCCU